AUGUACGUUGCUGAUAUUCUCGUGCCUGAGCAAUGCCAUAAGUUGGUUGUGGUUGGCUUUCUCUUUACAUGCCUUGCUACUGUUUUUGUGCUCCUAAGAGUCAUCACCCGAGUUUGGUUUGUGAGGAGUGUUGGUAUUGACGAUGGCUUUAUUGUUCUGUCAAAUCUUGGUACUUUGGGAUUUCUGGUUGCUGUAAUGGAGCAGGUUCGAUAUGGCCUUGGACUACCCCCCGAUCCGAAACGACUCUCGCCAUUCAUCCAAGCGACAACAGCCAGCGUCAUAUCCUAUACGAUAUGCCAUCUCGCCGUCAAGCUAUCGAUCUCGUUUCAAUGUCUGCGCAUUUUCAUAACGCCUACCGCGCGCAAUCUCUUCAUCGGCCUGAUCGUGUUCUUUUCAGUCUAUGGAACGUUGUGUCUGAUGUUGACCAUCUUCACUUGUUACCCCGUGGCAAAGUACUGGGACGACUCGAUACCUGGAAAGUGCCUUGACAACCGAGCGAUGCGAUAUGCUUUUGCGGGGAUCAACAUUAUCAACGACAUUACCCUUUUGGUGGCUCCUAUGCCAUUCUUGAGAAACUUGCAGAUUGCAAGGAGGAUCAAGUUCAUCUUGAUGGGAGUCUUUGCAGCUGGUGGAGUUGCUUGUAUCGUCGCAAUCAUUAGACUGUACUCGCUCUGGGCGUACAGCUCGGUGCCCAUUUCAGAACGGCCAGUCAAAGGCAUCGACAUCGCUAUAUGGUCCGGUCUCGAGUGUAAUAUCGCCAUAAUAUGCGCCUGCGUCCCCUCACUCAAGCCUUUAUUCUCAAGAGUCUUCCCCAGCUUCAUCGCUUCUCUUCACUCGUCCAAAACCCAUCCCACAAACAACCAAUACGCACACGGGGGUUCGCAUUCCUACAAUAACAUCUCGAGCUAUCCUCAUGACCGAAGUCGUUCGCAUCGAGGUGUUGAUACAAAGAUCACAGUGCAACAGUCUUUCGAGAUGAGAGCGACAAUCACUAGUGACGAUAAUGGAAGCGAGAAGGACUUGGUGACUGUGAAUACGUCACAGUACCGUACAAAAAGAUUAUCACACCAGACGCCAGGCUAG
Messenger RNA from Fusarium sp. VM40, 1083 nucleotides. The record is from the annotation of a GenBank genome assembly. Lineage: Eukaryota; Fungi; Ascomycota; Sordariomycetes; Hypocreales; Nectriaceae.